UACCAACCCACAUAAAUUUAUCGCAUCUUCACCAUCAAAUUCCCACUAAUAUCGAAAAUAGCAUCAAGAUUAGCGAUGCCCUUAUGCUCAAUUGGACAGAAUCAAAGGGGGGAAAUCUUCGUCGCCUUCGAUCACAACAAAUAUGAGGCAAUAAAAGCUUAUCUAGGCCUUUUUAGAGUCUCGAUGAUGUCCAGGUGAAAGCUUCAGCUGGGUUUAUUCUAUUUCUAUAUCCGCUGUGAGGAAGUAAAAGAAUCCCCAAUUUGGGUACUGCCCAUUAUCAGAUCAGCUGUGAUUUUCAGAUUGAUUUCUUAGUGUCUUUUAGAAAUUGGGCAUUUGGAUUGAGAAUUCAUGGGGAAUGCUUCAUCGAUGCUCACUCAAUAUGAUAUUGAAGAAGUUCAAGAGCACUGCAAUAAACUUUUCUCCCAACAGGAAAUAGUGUCCUUGUAUCAGAGAUUCUGCCAACUUGAUAGAAAUGCCAAGGGGUUUAUUUCAGCUGAUGAGUUCCUUUCAGUUCCUGAAUUUGCUAUGAAUCCACUUUCUCAGCGUCUGCUCAAGAUGGUUGAUGGCUUGAAUUUUAAGGAUUUUGUGGCUUUCUUGUCAGCAUUCAGUGCUAAAGCUAGUGUGCAACAUAAGAUUGAAUUUAUUUUCAAGGUAUAUGAUGCCGACUGCAAUGGAAAGGUGUCUUUCAAUGAUAUAAUUGAAGUGCUUCGGGAUUUGUCGGGUCCAUUCAUCUCCGACGAGCAGAGAGAGCAAGUCUUGUGCCAACUAUUACAAGAAGCAGGCUAUACAAGAAACUCUCAGUUGACACUCGAUGACUUUAUUAAGGUUCUUGGUAAUUCAGGCAUAAAAAUGGAUGUAGAAGUUCCAGUCGAUUAGUUGUUGAUUUGUUAAUUCACUUUCAAGAAAAAAGUUAAACACAAGGAGUCUCAAGUAAAAUGAAGUUUGUGAUGUUCCAUUCAGAACUUAGACCAGAAUGUACACAUCUGCUUCAGUUCAUCUCUGUUGCAGAAAGUUGUAAUGGAAGAGACUGCCCUUUUCUUUUUCAUAAUUUGUAAAGAAACUAUCAAUAAUGUCAAUCAAUGAUUUCCUUUUGUAACUGAGAUCAAA
Messenger RNA from Benincasa hispida (wax gourd), 1107 nucleotides. Its product is annotated as Calcium-binding EF-hand family protein. The record is from RefSeq and is a predicted model, not a curated record. Gene Ontology annotation, molecular function: calcium ion binding. Lineage: Eukaryota; Viridiplantae; Streptophyta; Magnoliopsida; Cucurbitales; Cucurbitaceae.